Branchiostoma floridae (Florida lancelet) is the source of this 2248-nucleotide messenger RNA. Its product is annotated as probable G-protein coupled receptor No9. Gene Ontology annotation, molecular function: G protein-coupled receptor activity. Bases 764 to 1816 code for a protein of 350 amino acids. Gene Ontology annotation, cellular component: membrane. NCBI's taxonomy places the organism in Eukaryota, Metazoa, Chordata, Leptocardii, Amphioxiformes, Branchiostomatidae. Gene Ontology annotation, biological process: adenylate cyclase-activating adrenergic receptor signaling pathway. The transcript is spliced from 4 exons. The record is from RefSeq and is a predicted model, not a curated record.
CAACCCCGUCAAAUGAGUUAUGAUGCAGGACCUGACUGUAGGCAGCGCGGGCCUGGGUCAGAAACAGUGGGUGCAUUCAUCGCAGUCACCUCUGUCAGACAGCCAGUGAUGUACGUGCCCUGGCAAGGACAACAUUUAUCCUGUAUGCUGACUCUACUCUACUGCAAAUAAGGUGUUCUUCACAAUGUGCGUGGCUUGGUGGUAUGAUGGCAGCAAUUGAAAACUAAGCUCCAUUCCCGAUGAGACAUGUGGAAAUUGCGGCGUAGAAGUCGACAGUUUGGUUGGUGGACUGCGUCUUCGUGUUACGUAAGUCGACCUUCCUCAAACACGUUCUUGGCAUGGAGGUGUUAAGGGUUUUCAAGAUUGCACCCGUGAGUUGGACCCCGGUGGCCAUUCUUCUUCUCUUCGAAGUCAACGAACUGAAAAGCUGGAAGACAUUUUAGCACCUCUUGUGUCCUAUAGAUAAACAGUAGGACAUAAAGCAAGACGUAUUGGUAUCUUAUUAUAACUCGCAACAAAAACCAGUCGAGCUCUUCACGCAAAAACAGUACACGCCUGAAGCAGCCACUCUGAACGCAUGCUUAUGUAUAGCAGAACAGUUGCAGGCGUAACCCAUAGAGACAUGGCGUCAGCAACCGUACGUUACGUAAAAGUUUACUACCGCACGCUUUGAUGUAUCAAAACAAAGUGUGAGAAGGAUGUCUGUAAAUGCUGGAGAGGAUUUGAACACCCGUACGAAGAUACUUGCCACGUAAUGUGAUGUAUGAUGUACCCGAAGAAAAUCUUCGUGCCAACGGCUGUACUUGAUGACUUUCAAACCAAGCUGGGCCCUAUAAAUGUGACAAUGGAGGAUUUGUGGUUGGCUGAGAACUUUUCCACGAUGGCGCCGUCGGAGCAGGGUAGUUCGGCGGUCCCCUCCUCGCCGCUGAAGGCGGGACUCAUGGCGGGGAUGUGCGCACUCAUCAUCUUCGGGAACAUCUUCAACGUCUCCGUCAUUCUCUACAACGAGAACCUGAGAAACGUCACUGGAAGCUUCAUGGUUGCCCUAGCCUGUGCGGAUCUCGGUCUCGGUCUCCUUGUCCUGCCCCUGAGCGUCCGGACGUCGCUUGCCGGCCACUGGGUGUACCCGGAGUCGGUGUGCCAGUAUUGCGGCUUCCUGGGGACAACCUUCAUGGUGGCGUCCGUGCUACUGCUGUUCGACCUGAGCGUGGAUCGCUAUAUCUCCAUCGCAAAACCCAUAGAAUAUAACAACAUUAUGACUGGUAACAAGUGUAAGGUUAUGAUAUUUGCAUCAUGGACUGUAGCUGCUAUCUACAGCGCUGGGCCGCUGUACGGAUGGGGUUCAUACGAGUAUAGCUACAAAAUGUAUGUCUGUGCUGUCGAUAUCUUCUCGGAGGUGGUGUUUGGACUGUUUGCUUUCAUCAUUCUGCUACCACCACUGUUUGUGAUGUGCUACCUGAAUGGCAAGAUUUUCAUGAUUGCUCGCUCACAAGCCGUGCAAAUCCAAAACGCCCAUAUCUUCCCCCAACCCCCAAACUUGUUCCCCGUUAUGUCCUUCAAGGCCGCCAUGACGGUCGGCAUCGUUGUGGUGACAUUUGCUGUGUCAUGGCUGCCUAUGCUUAUUGCCUACAUGUACUCCAAAUUUGCCGGCUAUAAAAUCCCACCCAAUCUCUCCUUUGCGUUUAUGUAUCUUGCGGUGAGUAACAGCUUUUGGAAUUGUGUUAUCUACUCCACUACUAACGUGAGAUUUCGCACCGGGGCAAAGAAACUUGCCGUGAGGAUCAGGCAGUCCAUUUUACAAACAAUGGAACGGUAGCCGUGAAACGGGCGUGAUGUCGUAAAGCUUAUAGCAAGCGCCGUAAAACGAAAGGUGUAUACGUAGAAGUCGUAAUCAUGCUGCCGACUAUGUUCUCAGUGUCAGUGCUUUUCAGUGUGUGAUACGCAGAAUGAAUGUUCAUGAAAAGCUUUACAAGAGAGCUAGGCAGUCAUUUAGGAAAUUGAUUUCACGUCUUCGCUGAUAGUAAAAAAAUAAUUCAUUGUCCAUCAUGCACAGAGAGUGAAAUGUAAUACGUUAGUCCUUUGACAACAAAAGUGACCAAUUGCUGUAAAUCUAAAAAUCGUAAGCAUCCAUUGAAGGUGUAUUUUGUACUCGCUGUUGUCAUCAUUGUCAUAGUCAUUCUAGGUCUAAUAUGUAGUACAGUACUGUAUAUAUACUCCAAUGUAGUAAACCUUUGAAUGGGAAAUGUGA